AGUAACACCAUGCAUGUUUCUGACUCGGUAAGUCCACCUGAAAGACGCUAUGGGACCUGAAAGUUGGAGAAAAGUGAACGAGUGAGAGGGAACAAAAGGUUUUUGUAGAGGUUUUGGUGGCGAGCUGUGUGUGUUUUUGUAGCUUCCUCUUCUAUACCCCCGCAAACAGAAGUACCGUAAAAGGGAGGGAGAAAGAAAGGAGGGAAGGCUGGUUAAGUGAGUGUGUAGUACGCCUUUCUCUCUCACUUCUCUGUUCUUUAAGAGCUUUACCACUCCAGCCAACAUCCUGGAGCAGGCCACUCUUCCCUCUGCUCUCUUCCAGACCCAUGCAUGGACUCCAGCAGCUUGAAAAGGCGACCCUGCAGCGAGCAACUUUUUUUUUUAGAAGGGAGAUAAAUGUUUGAAAUCUGCUGCUGGCUUCCUGGGCAGAGCCACAUGUGCCGGGUGAGUGGUGGAGUUAGAGAACAAUCCUCUGUUUCCUGAGUGUGUGUUUUCUGUCUGCCCUCAUGCAAAGCAGCGGGAGCUUGAAUUGGCCUCCAGAGGACUUUUGAUGCAACGGCACAGAGGAAGAGUAGCCAAAUAAGGACAAGUAAAAAGUUAUAAAACAGAGAGUGGAGCAGCAGGAGUUGGAUUGAAAAAGCAGAAACAGAGAAAUCUAGUAAGGAGUUUCUGCAAAAGGACUCGUCCGUUUCACCAGGUGGUGCAGCCUCCUGCUUCAGCCCACCCCCUCUUUCCCCCGUUUCUCUCUAUUUUGACUUUGCCCUGACAUGGGCCGCCUGCUGGCCCUGUCCCUCGCCUACCUGGCCUACCUGUUGGCCUCUUCACUUGCAUCACAGCGCCAGCAGCACCACAUGCAGCACGGCCCCUGCAGCUACACCUUCAUCCUCCCAGAGGUGGACCACUGCCGGCCCUCAGAGGCAUACCAGGUGACCAAUACCCUGCAGAGGGACUCUCCACCGGAGGCUGAGCAUGACCCCAGCCAGUCCAAGCAAGGUCAGGCUCAGGGGGAACGGCCCUCAUGGCAGCAGAAGAAGCUGGAGACUCUGGAGAGUGCCAUGGAGAAUAACACACAGUGGUUACAGAAGCUGGAGAACUUCAUCCAGGAGAAUGUUCGCUCGGGUGUGGAGGAAAUAAAACGGUCCACAGUCCACACUCAGACUGCCGCCAUGCUGGAGAUGGGUACCAACCUCCUCAGCCAAUCAGCAGAGCAGACUCGCAAACUGACAGAUGUUGAAACACAGGUGUUGAACCAGACGAGUCGCCUAGAGAUCCAGCUGCUGGAGUACUCGCUCUUUACAAACCGUCUGGAGAAGCAUAUUCUCCUCCAGACUCAAGAGAUCUCACGACUCAGCGAUAAAAACAGUUUUCUGGAACAGAGGCUUUUGGCGCUCGAGGCUCGGUAUGGCAAGGAGCUCCAGGGUCUGCAGAGUGAAAAGCAGCAACUUCAAGAUCUUCUGGAGCGGCAGAGUAGUCUGGUGACCCAGCUCCAGGGUGAACUUGGAAGUUCUACGCUCAACAGCACUACGCUACAAAAACAGCAAGCGGUGCUCACAGACACGGUUCAGCAGCUGUUGGCUAAAGUCAGUCAGUGCAAUGAAAUCUCCGACGUUCCCAGGAAGAAGUCACUCACUUUCAGAGACUGUGCAGACAUUCUACGAUCUGGGGUGAAAGAAAGUGGAGUGUAUCCCAUUCAUCUGUACAACACCACCCAGGAUGUCAAGGUGUUUUGUGACAUGAAGACCAGAGGUGGAGGCUGGACGGUGGUGCAGCAUCGAAGAAAUGGCUCUGUUGAUUUCCAUCGUGGUUGGAAUGACUACAAAACGCAUAGAUGGAGAGGCAAACAACUACAGCCUUCAUGUGAAAGGGUUUGGUGGAACCGCAGGCAGAACCAGCAGCCUGGCCCACACAGGAAGCCAGUUCAGCACCAAGGACAGAGACAAUGACCGCUGCACCUGCAAGUGCGCGCAGCUGGCAUCAGGAGGAUGGUGGUUUGAGGCUUGCGGCCCUUCCAACUUGAACGGCAUUUAUUACCCCAGCUCGUCAAAUGUGGUUCGCUACAACGGCAUUAAGUGGUACUACUGGAAAGGUCCGAACCUCAUGGCCACCAUGACUACCAUGAUGGUGCGCCCAGCUAACUUUUGAUGUCGUGGCUCUUGGCUCUUGAUUACAAACUGAAGGACAAAGCCCAGAAAGUGUUGUGGUUUGUGGAAAAGAAACUUUUAUCAUCUUUUAAAGAUGAAGGUGCGAGAGAGAAAGUAAGAUUUAAAACCAAAAAGUACACCCCCUUAACAGCUUCAGACAUGUGACUUUCCACCUUUUUCACUUUAUGAACACACUGAUGUACUCCUAAUUUAUUGGUUUUGCAAAGAAACCAAAACAUUUGGACUGAGCAUAGGAAAAUCUUGUUGUUUGAAGAAAAUCACAUAAUUCAUGUCCCAUUGGAAAAUGACAUUUGUUGGUUGGUCGUUCUAAUUUCCAUUCAAACGGCAAAAUAAUCAUUUGAAUUAAUAUUAUUAAAAUGAAAGAAUAUUUUAGCAAACACAUGAGAAUAUCUCAACGGACUGUGGCUUCUGUUUAAUAGAGAGAGAGAGAUAACCCACAAACCAUUAAUCCAAAUGUGUAUAAUGUACAUAACACAGAUUACUGUGGUGCAGACAGACCUCUCUAUACAGAGAGAACAUUUCGGGAUUUGAUUUCGAACAAGGUAAGUUAAGCUUUGAUGUGGACCUUUGCAAACAAAUUCCCUGAAGGGUGAGAAGAGUGAAGUCUUAAGGUUUAAGCCCAGUGUAAACAUGUUACGUUACACAUUUAAACAUUUAAAAGGCUGAAUGUUGGAUCAGUUGUUGUAAAGUUUAUUGACAUCAUAUAUAAACAGCAGAGAUGUUUUCAGCCAUGACUGCAUUCAGUGAUGUGAUUAACAGACAAGCUUGUGAAAUAAAAAGUGUAUCUUGAAUGUUUAA
Nothobranchius furzeri (turquoise killifish) is the source of this 2960-nucleotide messenger RNA. NCBI's taxonomy places the organism in Eukaryota, Metazoa, Chordata, Actinopteri, Cyprinodontiformes, Nothobranchiidae. The record is from RefSeq and is a predicted model, not a curated record.